AUGAGUUCCAUGUUUAAAAAGAAGGGUGGUCUUGCCUUUAAGCCCAAGAUCCCCUCUGCCCGGUCGCGCGGUACUACAAGUACAACAAAACAGAUCGAAGAAGUCCCGGUGGACGAAUCUCCUAUUAUUACGACAAACGAUAAACUGACUACAACACAUACAGAGGCACCUUCCCUUGAACAAGAUCUUCCAAGUGAAGACGUACCGUUAACACGAAGCCGGCGACGCUCAAGUGUAGCUUCCAACUCAAGUCAAACUAGUGGCCGUCGUGCCAGUUUAGCUACGAUACCAACACUUGAUACCCCGGUGAUAGAACCAGAAGUGCCAGAAAAGCCUGUUGAAGCAGCUCCUAAGAGACAGACCCGAAGAACUCGUCAGCAGUCCAUCACUGCGGAGGCUCAAACUGAAGCUGCCUCUGUUACAGCGCCGUCGGCAGCAGGCCUGGCAACACCCCCGCCAACACAAGCAAGAAUACGGAGACGGUCCUCGGUUGCUGUCGAGUCUGUUGAAGCACAAGACACAGUCUCUGCCGGCCGACCAGCGAAGCGGACCAAGUCAAACGCCGAUGCUGCGAGAGCCGAAAUUCCUGCUACGACUGAACGCAAGAAACGAGGUUCAAUAGCAACGAUUGGCGAUACUUCAAAACCUCGAGCCCCGCGCCGGGCUCGCUCUAUAACACCGGAGGACUCAGAAGCCCAAGUUGUGGAUUUACAAAAGCUGAAGAUGUCCGACUUGACGAAAGACUUACACAUUGGAAAGAAAUUUAGUAGACACGACGAGCUACGCGAGAGAGAGCGUCAGGCCCGCAUCCGAGCCAAGCUGGAAAAGAGUGAAUUGGGCGAUGGCAUGAGCCGGUCAAGCACUCCUCUCAACGAAAGAAAACUCGGUGCGAGCACACCUACCUCAACGGCAGGGACGACAGUUGCACCUCCCUCUGGCCCACAGUUCCGCAUUGUCGACGGUCAGAUUGUGGUCGACCAAAGCUCCCUGGUCAUGGAUAGACACGCGCGAGCUGCAGCUGCACAGGCCGGAGAAGACAUGGAGACAAUUGAAGAAAACGACUUUACCCGACUGAUAACGAGCAGCUCGUUCAUGAACACCUCCAAGUUGCGCGGUCCUAAUAUUUGGACAGACCAAGAAACAGAAAUGUUCUACAAGGGCUUGCGCAUGCUGGGCACAGACUUCGAAAUGAUCUCACAAAUGAUCCCAGGCAAGCAGCGACGCCAUGUGAAGCUCAAGUUCAACCGCGAAGAACGACAUAACCCGCAACGCAUCACGGCGGCUCUCGUUGGCGAAAAGACAGUCAAGAUCGACAUUGAUGAAUAUCAAGCGGCUACUGGGUCUGAAUUUGAAGCUGUUGAAGCAAUUGAGGCUGAGCAACGCAAAGUCCAGGAGAGCUAUGAAGCUGAGCAGCAACGUGUCGUGGACGAACAGGCUGAGAUUAUGCGCAAACGGCGCGAGGAGUUGUUUGCAGAUGAGGACGAGAAGGGCAAGAAGAAGGGUGGUAAGAAGAAGGGCAAGCAAGGUGUACAAUAUGGUCUCAACGGCGAGCCCAUCACAUAA
Molecule: messenger RNA, 1563 nt
Organism: [Torrubiella] hemipterigena
Lineage: Eukaryota; Fungi; Ascomycota; Sordariomycetes; Hypocreales; Clavicipitaceae
Source: the annotation of a GenBank genome assembly